Molecule: messenger RNA, 1842 nt
Organism: Musa acuminata subsp. malaccensis (wild Malaysian banana)
Lineage: Eukaryota; Viridiplantae; Streptophyta; Magnoliopsida; Zingiberales; Musaceae
Product: ultraviolet-B receptor UVR8
Source: RefSeq, a predicted model, not a curated record
UCUAUCUUGGUUGAUGUUGUUGAGUCCUGCUUCUUUGAGCAAAUAUCAGCGUAGCUUGAAGUCGACCUCAGGAGAUCGAGGGGGAAAAGAAAGCCGAGAAAGGGUUGAGGAGAUUGAUUGAUAGAGCGAUAGAUAGAUUGGGGGAGGGAAAUGAAUGGUGGGGAGGAGGGGGGAGGAGGAGGAGGGGAGGAAAUGGAAGAGGACGGGAAGGAGGAGAUGAUGGUGGUGGAGGAGGCGAGGGGGAGGGAUAAGACGGUGUUGAUGUGGGGUUACCUUCCCGGAGUGUCGCCGCAGAGAUCGCCUUUACUUCAUCCGGUGGCCGUCCGAGUGCCGGAUUCGCCAGCAGGAGACCGGUGGAAGGAUGUCAGUGGCGGUGGAUGCGGAUUCGCCAUGGCCAUGUCCGAGUCAGGCAAGCUAUUUACAUGGGGUUCUACAGAUGACAUGGGUCAAAGCUAUGUUACUUCGGGGAAGCAUGAGGAGACUCCUGAGGUAUUUGACCUCCCAACUAAGGUACCCAUAGUCAAGGCAGCUGCGGGGUGGGCUCACUGUGUAGCAGUCACAGCUCAAGGAGAAGUCUACACAUGGGGAUGGAAAGAGUGCGUGCCUUUUGGGAGGAAUGUCAGAGACCAGUCUUCCUCUGGAGGAGCCUCAGAAAAAGAGGAAAGACAUAGUGGAUUUAUGAGUGACCAUGUGAUGCCUAGGUCACAGGGCUCAAGAACUACUGGAACUAUGUCAGGUUUUGAUAGUGGAGGUGGUGAUGAGAAUACAAAGCGAAGAAGGUUAUCUUCAGCUAAACUGGGACCUGAAAGCUCUUCGUCUGGUGAAGAAACUCUUUCAGCACCUCCAUGUCUUGUAAAUCUUAAUGUAGGUGUCCGUAUCACAUGUGUUGCUGCAGGUGGACGUCAUACACUAGCAUUGUCAUUUUCAGAUGUAGGUCAGGUGUGGGGUUGGGGCUAUGGAGGGGAAGGGCAACUUGGUUUGGGUACUCGUAUCCGGAAUGUGUCUUCUCCUCAUCCUGUACCUUGUAUAGAGUCAGCUUCUUUUACUAAAGACCAAUCAUCACCAGCAACUAAAGGGAAACAAGGUUCAGAUGGGCAGGCUUUUAAACUCAUAGGAACCUGUAUAAAGGCCAUUGCUUGUGGGGGUCGUCACAGUGCUGCUGUUACAGAUACAGGAGCCCUACUUACUUUUGGCUGGGGACUUUAUGGCCAGUGUGGACAAGGAAGUACGGACGAUGAGCUGAGUCCAACAUGUGUCUCAUCACUUUUGGGUGUCGAGAUACAAGGAGUUGCUGCUGGCCUAUGGCAUACCGUGUGUACGUCUGUUGAUGGUGGUGUGUAUUCCUUCGGUGGGAAUCAGUUUGGGCAGCUAGGAACUGGUUCUGAUCAAGCUGAGACUCUUCCCAAGCAACUGGAUGCGCCAUGUCUGGAAAACAAGAAUGCUAAAUUGAUCUCUUGUGGAGCACGUCAUAGCACCAUGCUGACAGAAGAUGGUCAAGUAUUUUGCUGGGGAUGGAACAAAUAUGGCCAGCUUGGUUUAGGGGACUCGAUUGACAGAAACAUUCCUUCUGUGGUUCCUAUAGAGAACCUCCAGCCCAAAAACGUGUCAUGUGGUUGGUGGCACACUUUGGUUCUUGCGGAAUCGCCAACAUGAGGAUCACUCACUUAUAGAAAAGGAUCUGUUUAGCAGUUUUGUUAGAAUCAGUAGUUAUUGAUCUAUAUGCACAUGUACAUAUCAAUCAAUCAAUAGGCAUGCAGAUGCAUGUAACCAUUCUUUCAUGUUUGCCGCAGCCACAAUGGUCACUCGUGGAUAUAAACAGGAAAACCAGUGUACUUUCUUUGA